CGAUACCAAAAACAACGGUCAAAGCGCAUGCUUCGAGUCAAAUGUUGGCUAUUCAACAAAUUUCCAUAGAUUUUUUGUAACCAAAACAACAUUAUCCCAUCGACACGAGCCAAGAACAUACGCCUUUACGUUUUUCAAGGGUCUUUUGGUGGGGAUAAUUGUAUUCUUUCCCUUUAAUAUGUGCUCAAACACUUAAUUGCACGGAAAACGUCGUUUACCUCUACCAUUUACGUCGCAAUUCACAAAUAUAAAAUUGAAAGAAGUGCUGUUUUUCCUUUGAAAUUGCAGUAAAUUUGCAUAAAUGUGAAAAAUCUUACAAGAAAAGUGAUAAUUUUGUGGAAUAUCCUUUAAAUUUGUCAAAAAAGAUAAAAUUUUAAACUUUCUCCAGUGUAAAAGUACAUUUUAAGGGGCUAUUAAUGAUAAUUUAGUUACUCCUUUUGGGUAUCUACCCUUGAAUAUUGAUUUCCCAAAGAAACCACCACCCACACAUAGAAAGGAUAAUAUUAAAGCCAUCAUAAUGUCGCAUAUGGCCAUUCUGGAUGAAUCAAAUGGGAAUACAUUGUCCCUGAAAUCCUCUUCCUUGGCCCCAUCAAUUUCCACAGAGGAUUUAUCCGAAUACACAGAUGCUGAUGAGAGUAUCUCAGCACCUACGGAGUAUUUUGCUGAAUUUCUCUCUGCGGUCAUGACCCAGGAUUACCGGAGAGCACUGAAAUACUGCAAACUCAUUCUAGAAUUUGAGCCCAACAACCUAACAGCAAAGGAAUUCUACCCAUUGAUUUUGGAGAAGAUAAGCUAUCUUGCAGAACAACAGGAAAGUGAAACCGAUGAGAAUUCCAACGUAGAGGACUUCGAAGUGGCUCUCAGCAAGAGUGACAGUAAUUUCAGUGAUGCAACUGAGGCCAGCAGUUCAGAAGCUGAUUUUCCGUCCAGCAAUGGCUCAAAUGACGACUGCGACGAAGGCAGAGACGAAGACAUUGAGAAUCUUCCGGGAAAUAGCUACAGCGACAGUACAACGCACUCCUACUCCAGUCUUUUGCUCGAGGAUGAAGAUGACCUGAUGCAGUCAUUUAUCAAGAAGGAAUCUCUGGAUAUUUGUAAUGGAAAUGGAAUCUCAUGCAGCGAUUCUGAGUCCCCAACUGAUCCCGUGACGCAGAAAACUGUGGGAAUCUUCAAAUCUACCUGUAACACAUAAAUGUCCCUGGAUGAUCAUAUCUUGCAGUUCACACCACAAAAAAAAAGAAAUUUUUGAAGAUAACUGAAUGGUCCAACAUUUUGAUAUGUUCCCCAGCAAAUUUUUAAGUAAAACCACAGAUAUUUUAAAAAGAAAGAUAAACUUGCGUCUGGAGACACGAGAAAGAUAUUCUUUAUGUAUAAAUUGUAAAAAAAUACAUUUUCAUUUUCUAUCAAUUAAAUAAAAUCAAGUGUUUCUUUUUAUAUCGUCU
This is a messenger RNA of Phlebotomus papatasi, 1442 nucleotides long. Its product is annotated as glutamate-rich protein 2. The coding region runs from base 518 to 1192 and encodes 224 amino acids. The record is from RefSeq and is a predicted model, not a curated record. Gene Ontology annotation, molecular function: protein binding. The transcript is spliced from 5 exons. NCBI's taxonomy places the organism in Eukaryota, Metazoa, Arthropoda, Insecta, Diptera, Psychodidae.